UACAUGUCUAUGCAAAGUACUUGCUUAACCUCCUUUUCAUGUAGUAGAUUAACUGUUUAAUGACAGCUGUCAAGUGAAAAGGAAAAAUAAUUUAGUGAAAUGAAGUGAUAAUUUAUUUUUGUUGACGACUUGUUGAAGCUCUUUGAGCCCUAAACAUAGUCGAAAGGAAAAACAUUAAAUAUUUUUUAAGAAAUUAAUAAUUACUAUAAUAAUUUAAUAAGUGUAAGGAAAGUUUUUUACUCUUUCACUUGAGUUUUCAUUGUAAAAAUUUCGAUUUUACGUAAAGGAUGACAAUGGGAGAUGAGACUCCAGUUACAUCACUUGUUCUCCCUGUGAUACUUCGACCGAUAUUAAAUAAGUUGGAGACUCAGAAUGUCAUAGCAGCCCAAACAUUGAAAUCUGCUUUAUCCAAAGCAGAAAAUGCUCAUCCAGGAAUCACAUAUGAUCUGUUACUAGGAAUAGUACGAAGAGCAGAGCUGAGUCUUGACAUGAAUGCAAGUGUACUUCGUUUACAAGGAGCAGCAACUGACUGUGAUGAAUAUCGCUCAACCAGGUCAGAAGAUGCAUUCCAAGAGCUCAAUCGUAAAUCAGCAGCAUUAAAAAGAAUACUAAGCAGAAUUCCUGAUGAAAUCACCGACCGAAAGACAUUUUUAGAAACAAUUAAGGAAAUUGCAAGCGCAAUCAAAAAACUCUUAGAUGCCGUAAAUGAGGUCACGGCAUUUAUACCUGGAGUUUCAGGUAAACAAGCUCUCGAUCAACGUAAAAGAGAGUUUGUUAAAUGCAGCAAACGUUUUAGUAAUACAUUAAAAGAGUAUUUCAAAGAAGGACAAGCCAAAGCUGUCUUCAUCAGUGCAUUAUUUUUAAUCCGACAAACAAAUGUGAUGAUGAGAACUGUCAAACACAAAUGUGAAUAAACAAUAAUUAUUUUUUUGUCUUCUACACUGUUUUACAAUUUAGCCUGAUCUUCGGAUCAUGAUUGUGGAGAAUAAUAGCCAGACAAAUAUAAUAUUCAAGAUUCAGGGUAACAAAAUUAAUUUGUACUUUUCAUUAUUACAGCUUUACCGUGUUAUUUCUUAUAUAAUCGUUAUAUUAAAAAAAUAUACAUAUUAUAUUAUAAUCAUAAU
Chelonus insularis is the source of this 1124-nucleotide messenger RNA. RefSeq names its product programmed cell death protein 10 Ccm3 (gene Ccm3). Gene Ontology annotation, molecular function: protein kinase binding. Gene Ontology annotation, cellular component: FAR/SIP/STRIPAK complex. Gene Ontology annotation, biological process: positive regulation of MAP kinase activity; regulation of Golgi organization. The coding region runs from base 288 to 914 and encodes 208 amino acids. The transcript has 5 exons. The record is from RefSeq and is a predicted model, not a curated record. Lineage: Eukaryota; Metazoa; Arthropoda; Insecta; Hymenoptera; Braconidae.